AAAUUCAUUUUCACUUUUACUGACGGAAGCGUGGCACCGGGCUGUCAAUCAUCCAUAACAUCUCUUAUGAGACAUCUUUUGAGGUUGUUUUGGCCACGACCACUAUUUCUUCGGCGAAAACAGACGGUUCAGUGUUGUAGCUUUCUCUCUGUAAAUCGGAGACCUAUUUCUCAAAAUUUUGGGAUAGAGACAGGCACAAUGGAUCACGAGACGGAGGAAAUCCUGGCACCCCUGAGGCUUGCUGUGAAAGAACAGGGAGACAUGGUAAGGAAGCUAAAAGAAGAAAAAGCUCCUGAUAUAGAUGUACAGAAGGCUGUAGCUGAGUUAAAGCACAGGAAGAAGACGCUAGAAGACAAGGAACUUGACCUGGGAGCCAAAGACAAUAUAGAUCGAGGAAAAAUGGAAGAUUUACUGAAGCAGAAAUUCUUUUUUGAUCAAUCAUUUUCAAUUUAUGGAGGUGUGAAUGGUUUGUAUGACUUUGGCCCCAUGGGAUGUGCUGUCAAAGCCAACCUUCUCCAAGCCUGGAGGAAUUUCUUUAUUUUGGAGGAGCAGAUGCUGGAAGUGGACUGCUCCAUGCUGACUCCAGAACCAGUCUUAGUAGCCUCGGGUCACGUGGAGAGGUUUCAGGACACCAUGGUAAAAGAUCUGAAGACGGGGGAUUGUUACAGAGCAGACCACCUGAUUGAAGCCACCUUUGAGAAGAUGUUAGCAGACAAAAAAGUUGAUGCAGAAAAGAAGACAGAAAUCAAGAAGCUGCUACCACUGAUUGAUGGAAUGUCUAAAGAAGAUAUGGGAAAAACCAUAGUACAGUACAACAUGAAGGCUCCACUCACAAACAAUGAUCUCUCAGAUCCAAUGGAAUUCAAUCUCAUGUUCUCAACGGCCAUUGGACCCACUGGGCACAUAAAGGGUUACCUCCGUCCAGAGACAGCUCAGGGAAUUUUCGUUAAUUUCAAGCGACUGCUGAACUUUAAUCAGGGAAAGCUUCCUUUUGCUGCGGCACAGAUUGGUAACGCCUUCCGAAAUGAAAUCUCUCCAAGAGCUGGACUGUUGAGAGUCAGAGAGUUCACAAUGGCUGAGAUAGAACAUUUCUGUGACCCUGUCAUGAAGGAUCACCCAAAGUUCAACACAGUGGCGGAUCUAGAUGUGGUGUUAUACUCCGCAUGUAACCAGAUGGAUGGCAAGUCACCUCAGGUGUGGAAACUAGGGGAGGCGGUGAAACAGAAACUGAUAGCUAAUGAAACACUUGGGUAUUUUAUGGGGAGGAUCCAACUUUUUAUGCUGAAGUGUGGCAUUGACAAGAAGAAGCUGAGGUUCCGACAACACAUGUCUAAUGAGAUGGCUCAUUACGCCUGUGAUUGCUGGGACGCCGAAUGUAAAACUACAUACGGUUGGGUGGAGUGUGUUGGAUGUGCAGACAGAUCCUGUUAUGACUUGAACCAGCACACAAAGGCUACGGGUACUAGAUUAGUGGCAGAAAAGAGACUUCAGGCACCCAAAGAGGUGGAUGUUGUGGAGUGUACAUCCAACAAAGGAACCCUGGGUAAAGUGUUCAAGAAAGAUGCUAAGGUUAUAGGAGAGUACCUAGCCGGACUCACUUCUGAUGACUGUGAUAGAAUAGAGAAUGACUUGUCCAGCAAUGGUGAAUCUCAGAUAAAAGUUGGUGAACAAACCUUUACACUCAAACCUGACAUGGUGUCCAUCAAACGAUACAAGAAAAAAGUACACGUUGAAGAAUUAGUGCCCUCCGUUAUUGAACCCUCGUUUGGGAUUGGUCGAGUCAUGUACGCCAUGUUUGAGCACAACUUUAAAAUACGAGAUGGUGAUGAACAGAGAUCAUACUUUUCACUGCCUGCCAUUAUUGCACCAUAUAAAUGCUCUGUUCUGCCUCUCAGUAACAAGGAUAGCUUCAUACCAUUUGUCAGAGAGCUGUCCAAGGCCUUGACCCUGAAUGACAUUUCUCAUCGUGUGGACGACAGCAGUGGUUCCAUAGGAAAACGAUAUGCCAGGACAGAUGCCAUUGCUAUACCAUAUGGUGUGACCAUAGAUUUCGACACAUUAAAUGCCCCCCACACAGCCACGUUACGAGAAAGGGACUCAAUGAAACAGAUCCGAGCACCACUGGAGGAAAUCCCCUUGAUUGUGAAGUCCCUGUCUACUGCAAUGAGAACUUGGGAGGAUGUACUUAAUAAUUACCCCAUAUUUGAACAACAGGAAGCAACAAAGGAAAAAUGAAGACAUUUUUUUUCUUUUUAGCUCAUUAUGUUAAUCUGUCUUUUAAAUUAUUUUCUCUGUUCGUAGCCAUCAAUACCAUGGCAAAACAGACUUUUCUGUCAGUAUUAGAACAAAAGCUACAGACCAUAAAAAAAGACCAUAAAAAAGCUAUGGACAGGAAUUGAAAAACUAAAUAUUUCUCUUGUGUUUCAAUUAUUGCCUGGAUUACCCCUAAGUACAUUUGUGUCAUGAUGAUAAUAUUAUGUGGUUUAGCCAGUGCAUGACUACAUAUAAAAUCAGUGAUCAUUUUGAAAAUUUAAAGGUCUUUAUUAGGGCUGCUAUUUGAAUUUUCAAGGUCACACAAUUUUUUUUUGAGACAUAAAAGUAGUUUUUGUAUACUCACUUGGGGAUGUGCUGUAAAGGUUAAUUAUUCAAUUAACCUUUUAUCUCUAAAUAUCAAUAAAAGGUUCUUAAUUUAUAAAAAUAAAAAAUAAAUCAAGUAAUAAAAUUGAUAAAAAUGA
Messenger RNA from Saccostrea cuccullata (small rock oyster), 2735 nucleotides. RefSeq names its product glycine--tRNA ligase-like. Gene Ontology annotation, cellular component: mitochondrion; cytoplasm. Lineage: Eukaryota; Metazoa; Mollusca; Bivalvia; Ostreida; Ostreidae. The transcript has 18 exons. The record is from RefSeq and is a predicted model, not a curated record. Gene Ontology annotation, biological process: mitochondrial glycyl-tRNA aminoacylation. The coding region runs from base 67 to 2235 and encodes 722 amino acids. Gene Ontology annotation, molecular function: ATP binding; glycine-tRNA ligase activity.